Suillus subalutaceus is the source of this 2532-nucleotide messenger RNA. RefSeq lists its product as uncharacterized. Lineage: Eukaryota; Fungi; Basidiomycota; Agaricomycetes; Boletales; Suillaceae. The transcript is spliced from 19 exons. The record is from RefSeq and is a predicted model, not a curated record. The coding region runs from base 1 to 2532 and encodes 843 amino acids.
AUGGUUGAUCAGGAUAUGUUCUUACUUGAGUUCCUUCAGCACGAGGGCAGAGGUGAUUAUGGUGGUAUCAGUGUUUGCUGGCACUGCCAUCUCAAUGUCCCUCAGAUUUUGCUGUACUGUAAGGACUGCAUUGUCUCCUUACACACUCAAAAUCCAGUACAUCACAUUCAAGAAUGGGCAAACUCUUGUUUCACGGCGGUGUCGCUGAAGGACCUGGGCCUGCGCGUGCAGCUUGGCCAUUUUGCAGGAGAUUCUUGUUUGUUAUCCAAAUGGACAUUCAACGAUGAGUUCACCCUCAUUGAUACUAACGGUAUUCAUAACAUUGGACUGGAUUUCUGUGGUUGCAAGACAGCUCAAUCACACACCAAGCAAUUACUAUGUGCUGCUUGGUUUCCAGCUACAACCGUUAGUCCACGUACAGCAGCAACCUUCCGCAUCCUUGAGCAAUACCACCUUUUAUCAUUUGAGUCGAAGGCUUCUGGAUACGAAUUUUAUCACUCGAUUGCACAUCUGAUGGAUAAUACAGGACUUCAUCCUCAAAAGAAUCGUUAUGAGGCAUUCUUACAGAUGGUCCGUGAAUGGUGUCACCUCAAGAUGCUCAAGCAAGCAGGCUGUGGACACGAUCCAGCUGGUGUGGCUAAUACACAAAGUGGCGAAUGUGCCAUUCUAUGCCCCGCAUGCCCUCAACCUCUCAAAAACCUUCCAAACAACUGGAAAGACAUUCCAAAUGACAAGAGACGUAUCAUAUCCAAAGAUAGUGCAGACCCUGGGCUUGAUGAGAUGGCAUACAAGGCAUACUUACUAUAUCAUGGUGGUAAGCCACAAGAGAGAAGUACCUGCGCAUCACAUAAUGCAGUCAAUAUGGCAGACACGAAGGCUUCUCAGGGUCUGGCUGCGACUGGAGUGGGGACAAUAGAUUGCGCAUGGCACAACAUGAAGUUACCCAAUGUUUCAUAUGAUAUCGCCUGCCAGUGGCACAAACACCUUUGGGAACACAUGACUACAAUCCCUCUAAACCUCCAUAUAGACCCUCUUACUAAAUUCAUUAGGUCUUUUGUGCCAAAAUUCCAUCUUCCUGCACAUGUUUUCAAAUGCCAAACAUCGUAUUCUUUCAAUUUUUCAAAGAAUGUUGGACGCACCGAUGGCGAAGCGCAUGAAUGCAGAUGGUCAAACAUCAACCCCGUAGCCUCUAACACACUCGACGACCAUUUCAGAGACUGGAACUGGAAGAAGGUUGUGGGACUUGGUAUGUUUUGGCUGCAACUCUGCACUCACAUGUGCCACACUCCUUCGCAAAUGAUUGAGGCCAAGGAGGAAUGGGAGGCGCAUCACACAGUAUUUCAAGAACUCAACGAGGCUCUGGCACUGGAGAUGACAGAGGCCUGGAAGGUUGAAAUUGAAUCAAGGGAAGAGAACCCGCAUGAUCUUGCCAUCACACAAGCUGCUGUCCGGCUGAAAUUUGCCCAGCUCGAGGCAUCUGAGCUCCAACAAGGAACCGACAUUUCCAUGCAUGCUGACGUGUCCCCUAGCAUAUUUAUUGCAUCGGGGAUCGAUCUUGAGAAUGAACAACGACAUCUGAAAGUAGACAUUGGAAAACAGGGACUGCAUACCACAGAUAUGCAAAUGGCAGCAAUUCAACGGCUGUGGAAUUCUUUACAGUGUAAGAUCGAUGCCUGGAAGCGCAUCCAGACUCUCUAUACACCUGAAGUACGGCUACUUGACUCCACACUUGACCCUCCUUCUUGCCAUAUGCCCAAUAUAAUCACACCUGAAGAUACUAACCUCUGGCUCCCAUCAGCUCUCUGCAGCAAGUCCAAGGCUCCUAAUACCCGACUCCUCUCGACCGAGUGGGACUAUAUGUACUCAUUCAAAAAAGAUUGGAUUCGAGGUCAGAGCGCCAAUACUCAAGCACAGAAUGCUCUCGGUUGUGUUGAAGCAAAGGCUGCAGCUGCAGCAGAGAGGUACUGUGCAGCUCACACAGCUCUCUUGUCUCUCACACCUGUGCUCGGCAAGGUCAGCUGGAAUCACAAGUUCAAAGUGCUUGAGAAGGAUGAUGUACAUGGGAUGUCAGCUCCAAGACAUGCAGAGAGUGAAGUGGAAGGUGUCGGAGAUGAUCAAGAUGACGCAAUACAAGACGGUCUUAGGAUCAAAUGGUGUAAAGCCCAAGCCAGGUCCAUGCACUGGACAGAAGAAGUAGAGCUGCUCCGGGAGGAGAUGCGUAGGGUGUCCUGCUUCCUUAGGUGGCAUGCAGGGUGGUGGAAAGAGAAGGUCACUGACAACGAGGGUCUGGUGGCCUAUGAAGGUCUGGUGGCAUAUGCCUGUUGCCAGGCUCAGCUUAGGCAAGAUCUGGCUGACUGCUUCGAGAGGAUUUGGGCAAUUUAUCUCCCAUCUACUAGCAUGAUGUUAAUGCAAUACAUGUAUCUUGUCACUACAAUGUACAAUGCAUUACCUCCCCAUGAACUUGUGGAAUCUCAGCAUGAAGAUAAAUGCCACUCAGUAAUCAGUGCCAUGCAAAUCUCAGCACAAAGAUGA